AGAAAAGCAUUGAUCUUAAAGCGGUUAAUGGUAUUGUUUAUAAAUUGUUGAUUCCAUGUGACUUUUCAGAAUUAAUAUAUUUAUACAAUCCGCUCGUAUGCUGUGCUUGAAGGCACACACACACACAUGGCCCGGGUGAUCAAAUUGAAGGAUUGGUGACCUUCCUUUCUUAAUUGCUAACCAACAACCAUUCUUCACUUGAUUAUAAAUCAGUUCCCAAGUUCCUCCUCGAUCUGGAAUUUGUGCCAUUAAUUUUGUAUAAUCAAUUUCUGAAUGAGAGAUACAUAUUCUGCAUUGGAUGCUAGUUGUUAUUAGUGUCAGUGUGUUGGUUGUUCUCUAACUGUGAAUAUAUUGUGGUUACGCCUGUGCUUUUGCCAAUUAUGGUAGAGGAUAGUUAUAUCUGUACUUGGUAGACUUGUAUGAUUGUAUCUCCCUCUCAUAAGUGAUGAAACUUGUGCGGGGUAAGUUAACUAAAAGUUCUCAAAAUAAUAGAGUAUUGGCACGCUGUAGCACUAGCAGAUACGUAGGACAGAAUGGGUAGGUAAAACUGUAGCACGAGCCUUGAGAGUUGACUCUCUCUUUUAAAGUUUCAUCGUCUAGAGUUUAGAUCACCUCCACUGCUCUGCCAAACAUGUCAGCUUGUGAUGAUCUUCUGCAUCCUCAUCCUCAUCCUCAUGUAGCUCUUCUCCCUAGUGCGGGCAUGGGCCACCUCACACCCUUCCUUAGACUCGCUACACAGCUUGUUCACCACCAUUGCAAUGUCACCCUCAUCACCACCCACCCAAUUGUCUCACUUUCUGAGUCUAAGCUAAUCACCCACUUCCUCACUGCUUUCCCUCAAGUCAACCAAGUGAAAUUCAAUCUUCUCCCUUCGGAUCACACCACUGCCAACUCCACUGACCCCUUUUUUCUUCAUUUUGAAACAAUUCGUCGCUCAGCUCAUCUCCUCUCUCCUCUCCUUGCUUCACUUUCACCAGCACUUCAUGCUCUUGUUUGUGAUGUGACCUUGAUUUCCUCUGUUAUUCCUGUUACUGAAAGCUUACAUCUUCCUAACUACAUUCUUUUCACUUCAUCAGCUAAAAUGUUAUCCUUCUUUUCAUACUUCCAUAUUUAUGCAUCCAAAGCUGGUGAUGAUGAUCCUGCUAUGCUUGGUGAUGUUGAAAUUCCAGGCCUUCCUUCAAUACCCAGAUCUUCAAUCCCUCCAUUACUUCUAAUACCAAAUAAUAUUUUUGCAAAUAUAUUCAAGGUAGACAGUCCCAAAGUUACCAAGUCAAAUGGGGUUUUGAUCAAUACCUUUGAGGGGCUUGAAGCACUGUCACUGGAGUUGCUUAAUGGUGGAAAAGUAGUUGAGGGGAUGCCUCCUGUGUUUGCUGUUGGUCCUCUUGUGCCAUGUGAUUUUGAGAAGGGAGAGUUGGGUAAUAAUCAAUUGAAGUGGCUCAAUGAGCAGCCAGUUGGGUCAGUGGUGUAUGUCAGCUUUGGUAGCAGGACAGCCAUGUCCAGGGAUCAAAUAAGAGAGAUAGGACAUGGGUUAAUUAGAAGUGGGUGUAGGUUUUUGUGGGUGGUGAAGGACAAGAAAGUUGACAAGGAGGAAGACGAGGGUUUGGAAGAGGUGGUGGGGCAUGAACUCAUGGAGAGUUUGAAGGCAAAGGGAUUGGUGGUGAAGAAUUGGGUGGACCAAGGAGAGAUACUUGGUCACAAUGCUGUGGGAGGCUUUGUGAGCCAUUGUGGUUGGAACUCGGUAAUUGAGGCUGCUUGGCAUGGUGUGCCAAUUUUAGCAUGGCCACAGCAUGGGGAUCAGAAGAUUAAUGCAGAGGUGGUGGAGAGAAGUGGGCUUGGGAUGUGGGUCACAAGUUGGGGGUGGGGUGAAAAGGAUAUGGUGAAGGGGGAUGAGUUUGUGGAGAGAAUUAGAGAGAUGAUGGGUAGUGAAUUGUUGAGAGGGCAAGCUACACACAUUAGAGAAGAGGCAAGGAAAGCUCUUGGAGAUGGUGGAAGUUGUGAGAUGACUUUUAAAAGACUUGUUGCAGAGUGGAAGAUGAAAAGUGGUUGUGUUUCUGGUUCUAAAUGACAGCUUUGUGCUUUGAUAGACUAUUCUCCAAAUUAUGUUUGGAGGUGGAAUAUUAGAGUUGUAAUUUGGAAAUUUUUAUUGUUAAUUUUCAUUGUUUGGAUUUACAGGACAACAA
This is a messenger RNA of Quercus lobata, 2180 nucleotides long. RefSeq names its product UDP-glycosyltransferase 13-like. Lineage: Eukaryota; Viridiplantae; Streptophyta; Magnoliopsida; Fagales; Fagaceae. Bases 632 to 2065 code for a protein of 477 amino acids. The record is from RefSeq and is a predicted model, not a curated record. Gene Ontology annotation, molecular function: UDP-glucosyltransferase activity. The transcript has a single exon.